This is a messenger RNA of Perognathus longimembris pacificus (Pacific pocket mouse), 1796 nucleotides long. It is a transcript of the gene Spg21, whose product is annotated as SPG21 abhydrolase domain containing, maspardin. NCBI's taxonomy places the organism in Eukaryota, Metazoa, Chordata, Mammalia, Rodentia, Heteromyidae. Gene Ontology annotation, cellular component: trans-Golgi network transport vesicle; cytosol. The transcript is spliced from 9 exons. Bases 379 to 1305 code for a protein of 308 amino acids. Gene Ontology annotation, molecular function: CD4 receptor binding. The record is from RefSeq and is a predicted model, not a curated record.
GGAUGCAUACCUGCAUUAAAAAGUAAUUGCUGGACUGGGGUGUAGCUUAGUGGGAAAAGUUCAUACUUGGCAUGGUUAAGACCCAGAAUUCAAUCUCUAGCACUAAACAAAAGAAAACAAUCAACCAAACCUUUCAGAUACUCUUAGAGCUAAUACUUGGCUUUUGCUAGGAUUAUGAUUAUUAAUCAUCACAGAUUGUCCACUUGAAAAUCAACUAAAUUGAGGUCAAGAAUCAGAAAUUUGUGACUUGAACAUUUGUCAAGCAACUUUCUUAGAUAUGGACUGGCCAUUCUGCUGGAAUCCUGGACAGGUGCACAUUCCUAACUGCCAGCUUUAUCACCCACCAGCAUAAGGGGUUAACCUCCAUUUCGGCUGACCAUGGGAGAGAUUAAAAUCUCCCCUGAUUAUAACUGGUUUAGAAGUACAGUUCCCCUUAAAAAGAUUAUCGUAGAUGAUGAUGACAGCAAGAUAUGGUCACUCUAUGAUGCGGGCCCCAGAACUAUCAGGUGUCCUCUCAUAUUUCUUCCCCCUGUCAGCGGAACUGCAGAUGUAUUUUUCCAGCAAAUUUUGGCGUUGACUGGAUGGGGUUACCGGGUGAUCGCUCUGCAGUAUCCAGUUUAUUGGGAUCACCUUGAAUUCUGUGAUGGGUUCAGAAAACUUUUAGACCAUUUACAAUUGGAUAAAGUCCAUCUAUUUGGAGCUUCAUUGGGAGGCUUUUUGGCCCAGAAAUUUGCAGAAUACACUCACAAGUCUCCUAGAGUCCAUUCCCUCAUCCUCUGCAAUGCGUUCAGCGACACCUCCAUCUUCAACCAGACAUGGACUGCAAACAGCUUCUGGCUGAUGCCUGCCUUCAUGCUCAAAAAAAUCGUCCUCGGGAACUUCUCCUCCGGCCCCGUGGACCCUAUGAUGGCUGACGCCAUUGACUUCAUGGUGGACAGGCUGGAAAGUUUGGGGCAAAGUGAACUGGCUUCAAGACUCACCCUGAAUUGUCAGAACUCUUAUGUGGAACCUCACAAAAUUCGGGACAUCCCAGUAACCAUCAUGGAUGUGUUUGACCAGAGCGCACUAUCCACUGAAGCCAAGGAAGAAAUGUACAAACUGUACCCAAAUGCCCGGCGAGCUCACCUCAAAACAGGAGGCAACUUCCCAUACCUGUGCAGAAGCGCGGAGGUGAAUCUCUACAUCCAGAUCCAUUUGCUGCAAUUCCACGGAACCAAAUACGCCGCCAUCGACCCAUCCAUGGUCAGCGCCGAGGAGCUCGAGGUGCAGAAAGGCAACCUGAGCGGGGCCCAGGAGGAGCCGUAGCCGCGGCCACGCGGUCAGUGACGCAAGCAACGCGGUGACGCGCGCCCGCGCAUGUGCACAGCCUUCCGGGACGAGUACGGCCGGCCGGCCGGCCGGCCUGCGGAGCGCGAGCCUUCCGGGAGGACCACCGAGUGUCACCUUGGCCGCAGGCGCAGCUCUCCCGAGACGGCGUGACUGUCCCCUCUCCAGUUGGUUUUUUUAGCUUUUAAGUUUGAGAAAAGUGCUUGUGAAGAACUGUCACUUUAAGAGCCAUGAAAUUUUUGCUACCAAAAGUCUUCGCUGCUCUUGCUGGGGUUUCUGAGGUGCGGGGUUCCUUCUCUUGGCCGUCGUCUCUCUCGCCGUUUGUGUGGGGUGCAGCGAGGCCGCGUGGGCCGCGCGGUGCGGUGGCGGCCCACGGCCACCCCUCCUUCCCUUCCCAUCGAGCACACUGUUCUCAGUGCCAGCGCUUGUCUAAGACAGUACAGUAUUUGGAAUUAAAACUUCAAUUUUAA